Messenger RNA from Mercenaria mercenaria, 1197 nucleotides. RefSeq lists its product as uncharacterized. Lineage: Eukaryota; Metazoa; Mollusca; Bivalvia; Venerida; Veneridae. The coding region runs from base 1 to 1197 and encodes 398 amino acids. The record is from RefSeq and is a predicted model, not a curated record. The transcript has a single exon.
AUGAAGCAAGUAAUCACAGAAUCUACACACUACACAGAACACUCUAACACAUUCAUUGACCUUCUAAUACUAUCUUCUACCUGUCCGAUCAAAAUUUCUUGGGUCGGCGAACCCUUUCUUGACCAAAACAUAAGAUUCCACUGUCCUAUCAUCUGCUGUCUGGAUGUUACAAAGCCAAAACCAGCGACGUUUAAACGGAGAGUCUGGAAAUUUGAUCAAGGGGACUAUGAAGGUCUACGUCAAGAAGCUUUAACAUUUGAUUGGCAGUCGCUCUUUGAUCAUGAUAUCGACACAUACACAAAUAAUAUUACAAACCAAAUACUGUCUAUGUCUAACAAAUAUAUUCCAAACAAAAUUGUUACAAUACGACAAUCAGAACCACCAUGGAUACACAACGACAUACGCAAAUGUAUCAGAAAAAGAAAUCGUGCAUAUGACAAAGCCAAAAUAUCACAAAACCCUCGACACUGGCAAGCAUACAAACAACUUAGAAACAAAACAACUGACAUGCUCAGACAAGCCAAACACCACUUAUCUGUAAAGAUUUCAGAUAAACUAAAACAGCCAGAUCUUAAAACAACAGACUAUUGGAGAAUACUUAAACAAUUCAUUGCACCCACUAACAAAUCAAGCAUCGAUACAUUACAUGAUGAUGGAAACAUAGUCACAGACAACACAGACAAAGCCAACCUUCUGAACAAUUUCUUUCAAACCCAAACACAACUCAACGAUCAGAAUAAAACACUUCCACCACUACAUGUAAACCCAGAUGAAAAUGUCCUCACUAACAUUCAAAUCGCGGAAGACGAAGUAGAGAUUACACUUAAAUCACUUAAUACAGGCAAAGCAUCGGGUCCAGACAACAUAAACAGUAGAAUACUCAAAGAACUCUCCCACGAAAUAGCAAGUCCUUUAUGCUCUCUUUUCAACAGAUCUCUUCAUAUAGGAAAAGUACCAUCUCUUUGGAAAUUAGCAAAUGUCUGCGCUAUUCAUAAGAAAAACGACCCUUAUAUAGUCUCUAAUUACAGAUCUAUAUCACUACUAAGCACUAUAAGUAAAACUCUUGAAAAAAUCAUUCGUAAGCACACAUACAACUUCUUCAUGUCCAACAAUAUUAUCUCUUCACUUCAGUCAGGCUUUGUUCCCAACGACACAACUUUCAAUCAACAUUUUUCUAUCUACAAUUCUUUCUGUUAA